UGUUAGCAUGGUGACUAGCACAAAGAGCUAGACGGGUUAUUUUCUAAUUAUUAGUAAAAAUUUAUGCAUUUCCAAAGAAUUAAAUUAAAACGCGUUUAAUUUUAGGCAUAUUUAACAUGUAGUUAAAUCACUGUGCGAAUUCUUCCGUAAAGUUGAAUCGGAAAUGGAAAAGACCCAGGACGUCAUAGAGCGGACAUGAGAGCGUCAACUGUUCGUCCUGUACCUGCAGACAACCCAUCAAACCUCACGCCAUGUCCCAUCUCACAGCCAUGUCACGGACCCACGAGGCGUCGACCGAGUCCUGAGGCCCACUCAUGCCCGUGAUCCCCAUCCCGAGGCGGGCGCGCUCCUUUCACGGCCCCCACAGCACGUGCAUGCACUCUGCCUGUGUCCCGGCGCGCACCUCCCAGCUGCUGCGCACAAACUACAGCAACUUCGACCUGUACCUGAAGUCGCGCUUGACCUACGGCUUCGUGCGCUUCCUCCUCUACUUCGGCUGCAGCCUGUUCACGUCGCUGCUGUGGCUGGUGCUCGCGACGCUGCUGUGCGUCGAGUAUGUGUGCGCUCGCAUCCUCCUGCGUCUCCAGUACAAACUUUCAGUCAUCCUGCUGCUGCUGGGACAUCGCCGGCUGGACUUCGGCGUCCUGAACGAGAUCUUCAUCCACAGCAUGCACAUCACCAUGUUCCUGGUGGGAGGACUCGGGUGGUGCUUUAUGGUCUUUGUAGAUAUGUAGAGAGAGAGAGAGAGGGGAAAAUGCAGAAAGCAACAUUUACGCGACGUACUUCCUGCGCAGAGUGUAGUCGAUCAGCCGAGACAUGUUUGGCGUGUGAGGUUCAUGUCAAGUCUCUGAGACUAAUGCAGAAAACUUAUUGAAAGUCUGAGACAGUUAUUCAUAUAUAUGUCUCAAAUCCCAAUCCGUAUUAACUAUGGGCUCAAAUUUCAUACAAACACAUCACACUGUAUGACACACAUCUGAUUCAGAUUUAAUCCAUUACAUUUUUCUUUACAGCACUGAAACAUAUAUUUUAUUCACAUUUUAAAGUUUUAGUAAGUUUCCAUCUUUAAAAUAAAUGGACUGGGCUUAAGAAGCCACCACUGAAAAUCCGAUCAGACUUUCCAUUGUGAGUUAUCUACAUUACCUUCGUGGCUCCAGUGCAAGUCACAAAGACACACACGCACACAAACACGUCUUGGCCGAUUGAAUAAAUUUGGCGUAAAGGGGAAGAUUGUGUCAUAUUUUUUAUUAUCAUUUUUUUUCUUACUGAACUAUUCUUUUAAACACUUGAAACAUGACACUAAGUAAUAAUACUGUGCCAAUGGUUUACUGCAUGACAAAAGCAAAUGAAGUUUUAAUUGUAAUUUGCUCUGUGAGUUCGUUGAAAAAAAGAAAAAAAAAAUUUCACGUUCUAUACGUUAUUUCCAUAUUGUGCCCAUUGUGUGCGUCAUGUUAAAAGUGCCGCCGGCGUAAUAUUCAUUGUUAACCUCAAAGCAGAAAUUGUAGCUUUAAAAGACAAGAGUGGGGCGGAAAUACAGACUGAAAAGGAAAUGAGUUGUGCAGAAUCAUUUUUGCAAAAAGUGAUGUAGCGUACUAAUGCAUUUUGAAGAAUGUAUGUAAAGGUUCGGGGGGGGCAAUUACGAAAAGAUCGCUGGUGAUUCGAGAACUAUUAUUUGGAUGGAAUUAGUUUUAUAAUCAGCGUCGGGAUGACUUCUGGAGUCAUUAUGAUUGUGUCAUGUGUACUACUUACAAACACACACAGUUGAUUUAAAGUCAAACUGCACAGGCUGUAUGUACAAGCUGAUCAGUAGUACUGUAGGUCACAUGAAAUCCCAGAGAUACUCUGGUGAUAAUUAACUCACGCACCUCUUGAUGUAAAACUAAUCCCGUCCAAAUAAGACUUUCAUGACUUUUUAGCUAUUUUAUUAAAAAUAAUAACUGGAAGGACUAGAUUAAUUUCUGAGGUAAGUGGUUGCAUAAUUUUUUUUUUCACCAGGCUCUUCCUUUAAGUGAAGAAAGUGUCAUGUGCGUCCCUUUUCUUUCUUCCUUUUAAUAACAUCACAUGGGAAGUUUAGUACGCCUUUUGAUGCUAAGCAGACCGUGAGUCUGACGCCUCACGCCGGGCAUGAAAGAAAAACCGCUUCACACAAUCCGCUAUUGUUAGAGGAUCAGAGCGUCAUAUGCCUCAUGCUUGGCUGGACGCUUUCUUUUGUUCCCUUAAACGAAGAAGGACGUUGGGUCCAACAGGGUGAAACGUCCCAUCAUCCUCACACAUCCUCUGAUGAACACGUGAUCCUCGCUGGUGUGUCUCUGCUGUGCCAUGUUUAAUAAUCAUUAAUCUGUUCGUUUUAUCCGUUCACCAAGUUUACUGGAGCCUCAGGAACUGCAUUUUUUUUUUUUUUUUUUAUAAAUUGACUUGAAGCUGAAAAUAGUUUGCAUUUCUAUAAUUGCAGUUUCAACCACAUAGUUCUCUAUAACACCAACUUGUUACUGUAAGUGCUAAGCGAUAUGAUAAGAAAUAUUAUAUCACAAUACUUUUUCUGUAAUAAACGAUAUGUUUUCUGAGACGUGUUCAAUAACAAACUGCAGUCAAAAGUGUAACGCUGCAUUAAAAUAUCCUGUAAAAACUUCGUCUGUUGAAACAUUUUGUUAUAUAAAAAUAUAAAAAUGUGAUACAAAAUUUAACAUCAAAUCAGCUACAUUUUGUUCAGA
Clarias gariepinus (North African catfish) is the source of this 2708-nucleotide messenger RNA. Its product is annotated as transmembrane protein 250. The transcript has 2 exons. The record is from RefSeq and is a predicted model, not a curated record. NCBI's taxonomy places the organism in Eukaryota, Metazoa, Chordata, Actinopteri, Siluriformes, Clariidae. Bases 315 to 734 code for a protein of 139 amino acids.